Ceratina calcarata is the source of this 7415-nucleotide messenger RNA. Its product is annotated as forkhead box protein O3. Gene Ontology annotation, molecular function: RNA polymerase II cis-regulatory region sequence-specific DNA binding; transcription factor binding; DNA-binding transcription factor activity, RNA polymerase II-specific. The coding region runs from base 869 to 3460 and encodes 863 amino acids. Lineage: Eukaryota; Metazoa; Arthropoda; Insecta; Hymenoptera; Apidae. Gene Ontology annotation, biological process: regulation of transcription by RNA polymerase II; cell differentiation; anatomical structure morphogenesis. The record is from RefSeq and is a predicted model, not a curated record. The transcript is spliced from 4 exons.
GAUCCGUCGGGGCGAGGUUCGAUUGGUCCUGUCUGCGCGACGGUGGGGAUUGGAACGGCGGCAUUGGUCGAUUCGCGUCCGAACGGGCGCGGCGGUGGGUCGACGGUAGUGGGAUGUGUUUGAACAAGAUCGGGAGACUCGAGAGUAGCGGGUACACUCGCUAACCGGCCUCCAUCCACACGGCAACACAGAGAGACAGAGAGACGGUAUUACUGGUUGAACGAGGGAGAGUGGAGGCGAGGUGGCUCGAAUACACAGAUCCCCGCUCAAACAACCUCGAUCCGUUCGCUCGGUCCGGUUGCUCGUCCUACGGUCGUGGUGCCCGCGCGUACCCAGGUCCCCUCGUCGUCGCGUCGUUCAUCGCGCGUUUAUUGUCGUCGCGCGCCAGUUUCACGAAUCGGCUAGUGCUCGUUUUUUCCCAGUUCGGGUUUCUCAGCGAUUAAAAGUGACUAAACAGGAUUUCCACUGGUGUACGAGGAACGAGAUAUGUCACGACGUUGAAGAUUCAGUGAGAAAUAAUUCAGUGUCGACCGUCGAUAGUGCUUCGUGUUACAGAGAGUAUAAAGAUAAAUCAGAAGAACUUUUAAACAGCAGUGUUGUCUUCGCGUCGCCGGAGACCAGGACCAGGAAUCUCGAAGUUUGUUACGCGCCUCUCGAUCAUCGAGCGCGCGUCCCAGCGAUCGAGAGGCGGUGAAUAUACACCCUUCCGUUUGUAAGUGCGCGUCCGGAGGUGCGACGGGGCUACCCCAACCCCGACGGGAAGAUUAAGGAAUCGUCGCAUUACCAGCAGCAGCCGUGGUACCGCGGUUUUCAUGAUUCCCGUUUGACGAGCAGACAACAGUCCGGCACCCCGGCACCGGUGACCUCUAUGACCAUGCUCCAGUCGCAGAAGCUGUACAGCGACGGCUGCCUGGGCGGCGCGAUGACCAGCGCCGCGAUGUCCACGAUGGGCAGCAUGGCGCCGACGUACAGCUCGAUCAACUCGGUGAUGCCGAUGGGCAUGUCGAUGGGCGUCGGAGUCGGGCCCAGCUGUAGCCCUCAGGGCGCCGGAGGUUUCAACAUGAACACCAUGAGCUCGGCGAUGGGCAUGGCAUCGAUGGGCGGCGGCGGCAUGGGCAGCUAUGGGAGCGCGUCGAUGGGAAACGCCGGCGCCUGUAUAGGCGGCGUCGGGUACAGCACGUUGACGCCGGGCGGCGGCGCCGGGAUCACCAGGGAUCCUCUUUCUCUGACCGAACCAGACUCCCCGAACGCGGCUCUGCAACGCGCGAGGACUGACAAAUCUUACCGGAGAGCUUACACCCACGCGAAACCACCGUACUCGUACAUCAGCCUCAUCACCAUGGCUAUACAGAAUGCACCGACCAAGAUGCUCACGUUGUCGGAGAUUUACCAGUUCAUAAUGGAUCUGUUCCCGUUCUAUCGGCAGAACCAGCAGCGCUGGCAGAACUCCAUCAGGCAUUCGCUCAGUUUCAACGAUUGCUUCGUGAAGGUCCCACGAACGCCCGACAAGCCGGGGAAGGGUUCUUUCUGGACUCUACACCCGGACAGCGGGAACAUGUUCGAGAACGGUUGUUACCUGCGUCGGCAGAAGAGGUUCAAGGACGAGAAGAAGGAGCUCACCAGGCAGAACAACAAGCAUCAACAACACCAGCAGCAUCACAGCGGGGGCGCGGCGGCAGCUGCGGCUGCUGCGGCCGCCGCCGUUGCUGGACACAACAGUCCGACGUCGCACGACCUAGCCGGGAAGAAAACCCCGUCUUCGCUUCACCACGGACCACAGCAGCAGGACGACAAGGACUUACAUUCCCUGGUGUCGUCGCAUCACCACCAUCACGCGGCUAGUCUUCAUCAGCAUCAUGCCGCUUUAAAGAGCGACGCGACGGACAUAGGCGGCCUCCUUGGGCCAGACUUAGGCGCUGCGCACGACGAACUCACGGCUAUGGUCAGCCGAAGUCUCCAUCCGCAUCUGAUCUCCGACCCCGCCGCCCUUCAUCACGGAAUGACGGGCAGUCUGAAGCAGGAACCACCGUACACUGCCGCCAGCCAUCCCUUCAGCAUCACGAGGUUACUACCGGGCGCCGCAGGAGCGUCGCCCGGCGCACAGGACACCAAACCGCCGGAGAUGAAGAUGUACGAACAGCUGCACCAGAGUUACGCGAACUUCGGCUCGCCGCAUCACCCUCACGCGCAUUCCGCGCCGCCGAGUCAUCAUCAUCACAACGGCAUGCACACGGGCUCGAACGCUGCCGGUCCCAUGCACAAUAUGUCCAACCAUCAUCAUCAAGAGUAUUACCAGACACCGCUUUACCAUCACGCGACCAGCGUCGCCAGCAGCAGCGCGCCACCGCCGCCUACCGUCGCUACCGCGACGCCGGUUGCGGCGUACGCCGCCACCGCCUCGAACACGACGAACCUCGUUCUUCCUACUCAACAGCAGCAGCAAAUUCAACCGACGCCGUCCUCUUCGUCGUCGUCGUCGUCCUCUGCUUCCUCGGCAACGGCUGCGCCGACGACGCUCCGUGCUCCGACCUCGUCGCAGCAGGAGCAACCGGCCGAGAGACAAGAGCGACGACGACGUCGUUGCGACGACGCGGGUCAAGUCGAGACUUGCUGGCCACCGGUCGUUCACGUGGACGAUUACGACGAAGAGGAGGAAGAAGACGACGAGGAGGAUAUCGUCUGUAUGGGUGGCCGUGAGUUUGGUUUAUACAUGGUCGGGAUAAUUGUUGAUUUACGAUUAGCCAAGNCGGCGGCAGCUGCGGCUGCUGCGGCCGCCGCCGUUGCUGGACACAACAGUCCGACGUCGCACGACCUAGCCGGGAAGAAAACCCCGUCUUCGCUUCACCACGGACCACAGCAGCAGGACGACAAGGACUUACAUUCCCUGGUGUCGUCGCAUCACCACCAUCACGCGGCUAGUCUUCAUCAGCAUCAUGCCGCUUUAAAGAGCGACGCGACGGACAUAGGCGGCCUCCUUGGGCCAGACUUAGGCGCUGCGCACGACGAACUCACGGCUAUGGUCAGCCGAAGUCUCCAUCCGCAUCUGAUCUCCGACCCCGCCGCCCUUCAUCACGGAAUGACGGGCAGUCUGAAGCAGGAACCACCGUACACUGCCGCCAGCCAUCCCUUCAGCAUCACGAGGUUACUACCGGGCGCCGCAGGAGCGUCGCCCGGCGCACAGGACACCAAACCGCCGGAGAUGAAGAUGUACGAACAGCUGCACCAGAGUUACGCGAACUUCGGCUCGCCGCAUCACCCUCACGCGCAUUCCGCGCCGCCGAGUCAUCAUCAUCACAACGGCAUGCACACGGGCUCGAACGCUGCCGGUCCCAUGCACAAUAUGUCCAACCAUCAUCAUCAAGAGUAUUACCAGACACCGCUUUACCAUCACGCGACCAGCGUCGCCAGCAGCAGCGCGCCACCGCCGCCUACCGUCGCUACCGCGACGCCGGGCUUGUGACACCACGCCACGCACCCUUACGCCUUGGCCUGAGCCGCUGCAGUUGCGGCGUACGCCGCCACCGCCUCGAACACGACGAACCUCGUUCUUCCUACUCAACAGCAGCAGCAAAUUCAACCGACGCCGUCCUCUUCGUCGUCGUCGUCGUCCUCUGCUUCCUCGGCAACGGCUGCGCCGACGACGCUCCGUGCUCCGACCUCGUCGCAGCAGGAGCAACCGGCCGAGAGACAAGAGCGACGACGACGUCGUUGCGACGACGCGGGUCAAGUCGAGACUUGCUGGCCACCGGUCGUUCACGUGGACGAUUACGACGAAGAGGAGGAAGAAGACGACGAGGAGGAUAUCGUGUGAGAAGUUUUAUCGAGGUGAGAAUCUGGCGGCCUGGAUCUUCGUCGAUUUUUCGGGGGACGGGCGUCGAGGCGCCCGCGUUCGGAGGCGAAGGAGGCCAUAGGCAGGUGCGAAUUUUCGGAUUUAUUUCUACCGAAAGGAGUGGACGUUUGAUCGCGACAGCUGUAUGGGUGGCCGUGAGUUUGGUUUAUACAUGGUCGGGAUAAUUGUUGGUAGGUCGUUUAGUGUGAUGUUAAGUACUACUCGAGGCAUCUUUAUUGUGGGUUGUUAUGGUCGCGUGAUCCUUUGAUGGAAGCUAUUUCGAAUCGUGAACGAACACCGAUUCCUUUCGAGCGUUCUGCUCUUCUUAACUCGAAACCCUUUCCCGAUUCGUUUUAUUAACCCCGGACACGUUUGACAAGCAUCUUCUGUAUUUUUCGCGCGAACGUUUUACAAACUUCGGAGGACUGUUUGUUUGUUUCGAUUUCACUAGCUUGUCUCGUUUUCAUUUCGCGUUCAUAUUCGGCUUGUUAAGAAGAGCAACGUUGCCUCUCGUCCGAACGAUGUCGAUGUUUCCACGAUCUGCUACUUUAAACAGAUUUAUUUCCAAACACUUUGCUAGGAAUCUCGUUUGAAAUUAUUUAGAUUUACGAUUAGCCAAGUACGACGUUAAAGAAUCUCGAUAUUUGCGGAAAAGUAAAAUGUUUGUCUCGAUAUUGGCACGAGCUUUAAGAUGAAAUUUUUAUUUCUAUUUAUAGUAGAUUUUGUUUGAACUUGCAAACUCAUUCUCGACGUUCCAAGUAGCUAUUUCUCAAUAGUAGUCGGUUAUCUUUCGUUCGUUUUUAUAUUCUGAACGUGCAUCGACAUCGUAUCGUCGAUCGGGGCGAUCGAUCGUUUCGUUGCGACGGAAAAAUCUAUCGAGAUGCCGAUUAAGCGCCACUCGAAUCCCGUGACUCAGAUCGCGAUUUAACGACGCGCGACAGACCUAAUUGCUUUCGUCAGUUCGAUUUCGUUCGUUCGAAGCUACGAACGAAGCUGUGCAUCUCGAGGAAUAUUUUCUGUGAUACGCGACAACGAUCCGCGAUACGUGACGCUCGUCUAGAACAUCGACUACCCCCUCGUUCCUCUCUGAUCCUUUUCUUUCGAUCGAUCGUCGUGCAUUCGCGGUCGUACGCGUGUUUCGCCAACUAAAACGAAAGGGAACGGAAGGGUUACGAAGCGAAACGUAGUAGUCGUCGUCGAACGAUCCGUUUCUAUUUGCAAUACAGCAGUGCAAUUUCCUUCGCGUCGAAGGAAGUUGGUCGGACCGAUUGAAUCGAGUUUGUUGUUGGCGCUUCGAGACACGUACCUGCACGGAUCUUCCCGCGUUUAUUUUAAGAAGUUUGCUUGUCGAAACUCUGAACUCACGAUUCCAUUUCGUUUAAGAAAAUGUAUUUUUAUAACGGAGAAACGUCGUGUCUAUCGUUCGCUUACAAUUUCCUGUCGAUCUGCAUUUACAAUUGCCCGCGUCUCCGCGAGACAAAAGACGGGCACAGACAAUCGCUAGACGAUUGUUUAUCGAGCACAUAGUUCGCGAUACCAGAGAGCGAUAGCGUAGGUCUUUUUUCGGAUUAUCUGUACCUUCGAUGAUGCACACCGUUUUCCGAUCGGCUGUUUUCAUCGCCGGUCGUUGAUCUCAUUCCGUUCUCCGACGCGCGACGGUUACCUGCUUAUCGUCCCGCUGCAAUUACGCACGCGUUUACAUCAGCAAUUAAUCGGCAUCGUUCAUUCGAUAAUAAUUAAAAGACUUAUCGGGGAUUUAUCGAUAAGCUGACACAUUUUUCAGUAUCCCGGGAUCUGUGCGAAUUUCUUUCGUUCCCUGAACGACUUUCGUAAAUAAUUCUUCAUUCCGUUCUGAGUUUAAUACUCGCGUGUCCUCAGAGUCUCGACGAGUAAACGUUUGGCGAAUACGUGAACAUCGUAAUUAGCAUUGAGAAGAAAUUGGAACGUGUCUCGAGGCAGUUUGAGGCUUCGAACGAGAUGAGAGCCCGUUUCGAUGGUCGGCUCGGAGCCGCGCGAGCGUCGAGCGAAAAAAUGUGAUAAUCCGCGAGAAUAAAUCUAAAUUAAUGAACGUAGGCUUGCGAGAGACGCCUGUGUAUUUGCCGCGUAGAGGUGCGCGUUCGUGCGCGCCCGUGUGCGAUUACACUAAUUAUACAGACGCUGACGCAUCGACGGUUGACGAAGGGACAGACGUACACGGGCCCACGCGCGAACGCGCGGAGAGAAACCGAGAAGCUAAAGGAUUCCUUUAAAAGAGAAGCGUCGAAAGCAGGACACGUCCAGCGUUUUUUUUGUAUCAUACGUGUAGAUAGCCGCACAACGUAACGCGUACGAUGUACAAUAUUAUAUAUGUUACAGAGAGAGCUAUAUAAAUAUAAAUAUUAUAAAUAUAAAUAUAUAAAUAAAUGGAGUCUAACGAUUGCAUCAUGUUAGGUAUAUACAUAUUAUAUAUAUUAUAUAUAUAUAUUAUACAAAGUGAGAGAGUGAAUGAUCGUGUGAGAGAGAAGAUUGUACAGCGAGUUUCAAAAGCAUCUCUCCCUUUUAUGCCCCGCUCCGUUCGUUCUUCUAUUCCCCGUGGACAGCUGGAACCCUCGAGCUUGCUGCCACCGAGCCCGUUCGACUCUGACCAACCUCGAGGGUUGCUUUUGAAACGCGCCCCACCUCGAAACGCCCUGUAAAUAAAGGAGAGGCGAAACCCAGGGAGAGUAUGUAGCCCAGCGCGCAUCGCGGAAGAUCACCGAUCGCGUUAAGAUAAAUCGUCGGCCUCUACAGUCAGCGUGUUCCUCCACGUUUUCCUCCUGUCCGACCGUUCAGUUGUUCCUCGUCGAAUUCGACAGUGAUCAUCGUUCGAAAGUACCGACGCGCGUUUCACUUCGAUCCUGACGUCGUCGAAAGAAUUCUUGUACGUAUAAUUCAGGGAAUCGAAAUGGAGAUCUUCCAGUCUCAUUGAGAUACCGAUUAAUUAUUUUUGUCGAUCGAUCGAGCGUAAACGAGCGUUCGAACUUUUGAGCGAUUCGCCGGCUAUCGACGGCAGUAGAACGAGUGAGAAAUCUUAUUUGCCCCUAUCUUCCCGAUCAUCUUUCGGCCUUCGAUCCGAUGGAUGGUGGCACCGCGAUGAAAAGGGGAACGCGAGAAAAAAAAAAAUAAAUCUCUUCGCCGUGCAUCUUCACGCUUUGAUUGUUCCUGCGCGUCCCGGCAUUCGUCCGCGCGCUUGUCCACGGAUAUUCUCCCCGCGGGGGAUCGGUGAACCUACCGUUUUUCGUCCUGCCCGCGAGCCGCCGUUUCAGAAUCUUUCCCUGUUCUCUAUAACUUCUACUUGUUCGAACCGCCGUUUUCGGACGUAUACAUUUUUCAGUGUCGUUUCCGGCCCGGGGAUGAGCGAACGUAUUAACCUCGGAAUCAUCGUCGUUCGGUAUGUGAUACCUGGUGAUUCUGUGGCUAGAUCGUAUGUAUAUACACGCAUGUACGCACGCCAGCACGAGAGCGAGAGCGGAUACGACGCUCCGGCGGCCCUCGCGAGAUUUGGGCCGACCGCCGGAGAGGCGACCCGAGCAAACGAGGAUGUAAAUGUUUCAAUAAAUCCACGUAU